AGCAACUUCGACCCCACGGGCCUGGAGCGGGCGGCCAAGGCGGCGCGGGAGCUGGACGCGUCCCGCCACGCAAAAGAUGCUCUUAGUCUUGCCCAGAUGCAAGAGCAGACCUUACAGCUGGAACAGCAAACAAAACUUAAGGAGUAUGAAGCUGCCAUAGAACAACUGAAGAAUGAGCAGAUACGGGUGCAAGCAGAAGAGAGAAGAAAAACACUCAGUGAAGAAACAAAGCAGCAUCAAGCACGAGCCCAGUACCAGGACAAAUUGGCAAGGCAGCGCUAUGAUGAACAGAUGCGACAGCAGCAACUUGCUAAUGAAGAGAAUCUGAGGAAGCAGGAAGAAUCUGUACAGAAGCAGGAAGCCAUGAGGCGUGCUACUGUAGAGCGAGAGAUGGAGCUGCGGCAUAAGAAUGAGAUGCUGCGUGUCGAGGCAGAGGCAAGAGCCCGUGCCAAGGCUGAGCGGGAGAAUGCAGACAUCAUUCGGGAGCAGAUUCGCUUAAAAGCUGCUGAACAUCGCCAAACAGUAUUAGAGUCCCUCAAGACAGCUGGGAUGCUCUUUGGGGAAGGAUUCCGUGCUUUUGUAACGGACUGGGAUAAAGUUACGGCCACGGUGGCAGGCCUAACCCUGCUGGCAGUGGGUGUUUACUCUGCCAAGAAUGCCACGGCAGUAGCAGGGCGAUACAUAGAAGCACGUUUGGGCAAACCUUCCCUGGUGAGAGAAACCUCACGCAUUACUGUGCUGGAGGCACUGAAGCAUCCUAUCAAGGUUGGUAAGCGUCUUACUAGCAAGGCUCAAGAUGCCCUUGAAGGAGUUGUUCUCAGUCCACAGUUAGAAGCGCGUGUGAGAGACAUUGCCAUAGCAACAAGAAAUACAAAAAAGAACAAAAGCCUAUACAGGAAUAUUCUUAUGUACGGUCCCCCUGGCACUGGAAAGACGCUCUUUGCCAAGAAAUUAGCUGUGCACUCGGGCAUGGACUAUGCCAUCAUGACAGGUGGCGAUGUUGCCCCCAUGGGGCGGGAAGGAGUUACUGCCAUGCAUAAACUCUUCGACUGGGCAAACACCAGUAGGAGAGGCCUCUUGCUAUUUGUGGAUGAAGCAGAUGCAUUUCUGCGGAAGAGGGCAACAGAGAAAAUCAGUGAAGAUCUCAGAGCAACUUUAAAUGCAUUCCUGCACAGAACGGGGCAGCACAGCAACAAGUUUAUGCUUGUUUUAGCAAGCAACCAGCCUGAGCAAUUUGAUUGGGCUAUCAAUGACCGGAUAGAUGAAAUGGUGAACUUUGAUCUGCCCCAGCUAGAAGAACGGGAGCGGCUUGUGAGAAUGUAUUUUGAUAGGCAUGUCUUGAAGCCAGCCACAGAGGGUAAACAACGUUUGAAGCUGGCCCAGUUUGACUAUGGGAAAAAGUGCUCGGAGAUUGCCAGGUUGACAGAGGGCAUGUCUGGCCGAGAGAUCUCUCAGCUUGCUGUGGCAUGGCAGGCUGCAGCUUACGCAUCAGAGGACGGUGUUCUUACAGAGGCCAUGAUCGAUGGCCGCGUAGCUGAUGCUGUGCAGCAACACAAACAGAAGAUGGAGUGGCUGAAAACGGAGGGUGCUGAAGCAAGCAAAGGGACUGGCAGAAACCCACUCCUGCCUUUCCCCAAAGGAACACCAGUGUGAGAAGUCUGCAGGCUUCAGACCAGCAUGUGUGGGGGAAGUGGGCAUGGGAGAAAAAGCUGGCAGGGUCUUUUGGGCAAAUGUUUGGUGGAAUCAUGUGUUGAGAGAAAUGUGUCCAUUGGUGCAAGGGAGGGGGUAAUGCCUCAGUCUGCCUUUUUGAUUUCAUGUUUUUAAAGUGCGUCAGAAAACAAUGGUUUAAAUAAGGCAGAUGCCACUGUA
Gavia stellata (red-throated loon) is the source of this 1869-nucleotide messenger RNA. RefSeq names its product ATPase family AAA domain containing 3A (gene ATAD3A). Gene Ontology annotation, biological process: mitochondrion organization. The transcript is spliced from 16 exons. The record is from RefSeq and is a predicted model, not a curated record. Gene Ontology annotation, cellular component: mitochondrion. NCBI's taxonomy places the organism in Eukaryota, Metazoa, Chordata, Aves, Gaviiformes, Gaviidae. Gene Ontology annotation, molecular function: ATP binding; zinc ion binding; ATP hydrolysis activity. Bases 97 to 1653 code for a protein of 518 amino acids.